AUGAUCCCCUCAAACAGACGACGAAUCACGCUGAUAGCAUUCGUUACGGCCGCGAUGAUGUUGGCUGUGUACAUGUUCCACGAUUCGGCAAUUCGGGCUGGAACGUCUCUAUACUCCUCAACGCAGGCUCCGCAACAACAGGCGCCGGCAACGGCAACGGGAGCAGGAGUUUUGAAGGAUGUGGAGGCGCAAAAGAAGCAGAUCGAGGAAUUGAAGAAGGAGGUCGAGAAGCUCCGGGAUUCGAUCUCGAAGCAUAAGGAUAUGCCAAAAACCACCAUGAGUGAUCCGGACGCGAAGAAAAAGCAGAAGGAUGAGGCGUGUAAGGAUGUCGUGCGAAACAUCGAUUACUACCAUUCCGUCAACCACGAGCAGUUCUGGCAGCAUGCGUCGCCGCAGGUGUGGGCGGAUCAGAUACGGGCGUGGAGGUCGUAUAUGGAUUCUGCGCCUUCGUGGGAGUCAGUAUCGGCGAAGCAUGAGAUGAAGGACCGUGGAAUCGUUAUUGCGGGUGGAAAUGGGGAUACGCUGGAUCGUACCAAGGUCACGCUGAGAAUGCUGAGAGAGUUAAAUUCAACACUACCGGUGGAGGUACAUUAUAUCCGGGGAGAACUGGGGAAGCCGGAGAUUGAGAAAUUGAAGGAGUUGGGGGCUACACCGAGGGAUUUGAGUGACGAAUCGAAUCUUUUUACGGUACAGAAGGUGGUUGGGAAGGAGAAGAAUUUCCAUAUCAAGAGUGCCGCGAUGAUCAACUCUGGGUUCGAGGAGAUCCUGUAUCUGGAUUCGGACUCCAUGCCAGUUCGAGAUCCGAGGUAUUUGUUUGGGUAUGAAGAGUAUGAGAAGACCGGCACCAUGUUCUGGCCCGACUACUGGAAAACCCACAAGGAAAACCCCAUUUGGGAUAUCCUCGACGCCCCCUGCGCCGACGAAUGGGAACAAGAAUCCGGCCAAGUCCUCCUCAACAAACGCACCAACUGGAAACCCCUCCUCCUCGCAAACUACAUGUCCAUGCACUCCGAGUUUUACUUUCAAUUGAUCAAUGGGGAUAAGGAUACGUUGAGGUUCGCGCAUAAAGCGUUGAAGAUGGAGUACUUCAUGGUUCCAAAGUUCUUGACUGCUGGCGGGUUGAUUUGGGAUGAGAGGUUUUGUGGGCAUACGAUGAUUCAGCAUGAUCCCGAUGAUGCGCCGAUGUUUGUUCACGCCAACUUGCUCAAGGAGUUCCCGAGGGACCGUCUCAACCCAGACACUGAAAGUAACACUGGGAAGGGUGUCUUUAGGACUUUCAAGAUGUAUACGGUGAGCAGGGGGAAUACGUGGUUGAAGCCGAGGUUUUACGUCUCGAGUGGAGGGCAGAAUUGUAUGGAGAUUGACGCUGGUGCUGGGGAGCCGGAUAUUCGGGAGGAGUCGUUUGAGAAUCUCGUGCCAGGGUGGAAUGCGUUCUAUAAGAGGAAUGGAGGGAAGGGUGGUGGCAGAUGA
Messenger RNA from Saitoella complicata NRRL Y-17804, 1470 nucleotides. RefSeq names its product nucleotide-diphospho-sugar transferase. Gene Ontology annotation, cellular component: Golgi apparatus. The transcript has a single exon. The record is from RefSeq and is a predicted model, not a curated record. Gene Ontology annotation, biological process: mannan biosynthetic process. Lineage: Eukaryota; Fungi; Ascomycota; Saitoellomycetes; Saitoellales; Saitoellaceae. Gene Ontology annotation, molecular function: alpha-1,2-mannosyltransferase activity. The coding region runs from base 1 to 1470 and encodes 489 amino acids.